GGGAGGUGGGUUAAAGCCAAACGGAGGAGAGGAAGAGGAGAGGUGGAGCUGGGAAAGCACCAGAAGCGGCAGACGGAGCGUACAAACGUGCUGCGAAUAGACGGAGGCAGAAUCGACAGCAAGCAGCUUCAACACACACAGACGUUCAUGGGCAUUCACUCCAGUACACAUUCCUGACAUCUAGGCUGGACUAAGAACAAGUUUGCAUUCUGCCUUGUCGAGGGUUAGAGGAGACGAUGAAGAGCAGGGGAGACGGCGCUCGCCAGCGUGCCUUCUGUUAGGGAUUUCACUCAGAAGAACGCCCUCACCCCGCUGCUGCGCAGAGAGGUGCGGCGGGAGCAGCAAAGCGUGGAACCACUGAGUGAAUCAAGCCAAGUGGACAGGAUGAUCCUGAUACUCUGUGUGGAAAAAGGGGUGAUGCUCAAACUCAGAGGAGGAGGGGAGAGUCUGCAGAUGGGACAAUAAGAACCUCUUGGGAUGAAGAAGGUGAGAGGAAUUCUGUUUCCAUAACCAGGAAAAUAAUCAGGGGAAGAUGCUGGAAUAUUGUAACGGACCUGAACAUCCUCUUCGCAAACUUCUGCCAGGACUUCUGUAGCAACUCUGAACUGAACGUGUCUGCUGGAUAACUGUGAUUCUUUCAUUUCUUCUUCUUGUUUGCUGCACCUGGGCUGCCCCCAUCCAAACAAGUAAAGGGGCAGGUCUCACAGUUCGGGCUGAAAAUAGAAAAUGAAAAAGCUGCGGUGUUUUGUGUUUGUGGGAGGGGGGGUGCUAUCUUUGUGUCUUCAUGAAAUGAAUCGUUAAACCCAGAGGAUGUGACAGGAAGAACUGCAGCAGCUCCUCAGAAGUAACAGACCUUCACUGGAGAUCGGGUGCUGGCGGCGCCAUGCUGCACGUUGAUGGUCACGCAGGGUUUCUUCAGGAGGUGCAGGCACCGUCAUGGUGGUCCACUGCUUUGCUGAUGGUUUGUCUGCAGCUGCCCUGCCUGAACCUUGUACGGGCUGACGCUAACCUGUCUCAAGGAGGAUGUCUGAGAGCCUCGGACAUCCUGAGCUGCACCGCUUUGGGUCUGAACCAGGUUCCCUUGGAGCUACCGGUCUCAACCGUCACUCUGGAUCUGAGUCACAAUAAGAUAGAGGAGCUGAAAAGUGGUGACUUUGAGGGACUCCUUCAGUUAGAGACCUUACGUUUAGCGCACAACCAGCUGACUACCAUCCAGCCAUGGGCAUUCAGGAACUCCUCUGGGGCUCUGCUCCAACACCUGGACCUAUCGUCCAAUCAGCUUCGUGUUUUGGAGCAGCACUUUUUUCAGGAGCUCUCUGGACUUCGGGAACUUCUGCUUUUCAACAAUCGGAUGGUGCGCGUGGAGACUGCAGCCCUGGAUGGACUCAGAAAUCUCCACAAGGCCUACCUCAGCCAUAACCGCCUCACGGACUUCCCCUUCUUCACUAUUCAAAAGCACAGCCACCCUCACCUGUCCAUGUUGGACUUGUCCUCCAAUCGGCUCUUCAAACUGCCGCUGGAGGACAUAAAGAACCUGCCAGAGCUGGUCCAGAAGGGACUAUACCUGCACAACAACUCGCUGCUGUGCGAGUGCUCUAUGUUCACACUGAUGAGGUUUUAUGAGCAGAGGGGCUUUGCCUCUAUUAAACAUUUCCGGGAGGAAUACAUCUGUAUGAUCAACGGGAUCCAGAGGGGCAUUCUGCGCUUCCUCCUGCACAGUCACUACUUUGACAAAUGCAACCUGACAGUGAAGAUCCCGGCGCUGAUGGAGCAGGAGAGCAAUGUCUUGGUGAAAGAAGGGGCGGCCCUGCUGCUUCAUUGCAUAACCACCCUGUCCAGCCACAGCAUCACCUUCUUCUGGGUCACACCAAACUUAGAAUAUGUGGCCCUACCAGGAAACAAUGGGUCUUUAAAAAUGUUCCCUAAUGGCAGUCUGGAGAUCGUGGAGGCACGGGAAAGGGACUCUGGCAUUUUCUUGUGUGUGGCUCAGGACCGGCAGCAGAACGAAACCUGGGAGGUCAACGUGACCGUGGUGGGGCACCAUGGCGAGGACCAUGAGCCAUUCAACACAGGCUUCACCACCCUACUGGGCUGCGUGGUGAGCCUGGUUCUGGUACUCAUGUACCUUUAUCUGACACCCUGCCGCUGUCCACCAUGCUGCAGGGCCCGCCCAGCAACCACCGCCACUCCAAGUCAGGCCAACGAAGGUGUGGCUGGAAGUGCUCAGUCCUCUAUUCUUACCCCAACCCCACCAACCACUACCGAGGGCCCAGGUCGAAAGGUCUAUUCCUCAAAUCUCUACUCUGUUCUUCCACCUUACAUCUCUCCUCCAUCUGAAUCUCUAUCCCUGUAACGUCUCUCUGUCUUGAGCCUUGCCCAGCCUCUUUUCCUGAACGCCUGCAUCGUCUCCACAGCGACGGACAGCCAGGAGCAGGACAGGCAGACCGGCCCACCUGUGUGCCGGCAUCUUCUCACAUGAACACAGACUCACUUUGCAUCUUUUGAGAAACAUGUUACUUCACACAUACAACCAUCACAAAGCAGUGCAUGCUGGGAAAUGUAAUCCUGACUGAUCAGGACUCAUUUUUAUGAACAACAUUGUGAAGAGAAGGAGCUGAGGAGCAGCCCUAGUGGUCCUGUGAUGAUGAGGACUUUCAGUAAACCUUAUAAAAGCAUGCGUCUGUACUCAAGCCUCUAAGUCACAAAUCACAAAACAUCUGAACAUUCCUCAUAGUCUGCAAAAACAUUGUUGCUGUCCAGUAGGAUGGCAUCAUUCUGCCAUAACCAAGUGCAUAAAUACAUGUUAGGAUAAGCAACCCCUCAGAAACAGCAGCUGGGUCACCACAGUGAAGGUUACACAUGUCUCACAGGAUUCUGUUCUGGUUCUGAUUAGUUUUUUUUCCCCCGUUUAUUUUAAUAAAAAGGAUAAAAGCCA
Oryzias latipes (Japanese medaka) is the source of this 2935-nucleotide messenger RNA. It is a transcript of the gene amigo3, whose product is annotated as adhesion molecule with Ig-like domain 3. Gene Ontology annotation, cellular component: membrane. Gene Ontology annotation, biological process: brain development. The record is from RefSeq and is a predicted model, not a curated record. NCBI's taxonomy places the organism in Eukaryota, Metazoa, Chordata, Actinopteri, Beloniformes, Adrianichthyidae. Gene Ontology annotation, molecular function: protein binding.